AUGAAAGGCCGGUUCGAAGGCUUCAAUUUAACAUUGAGACCAACUUUAGUCUCGUCGACAGGGGGCCAAAUGGGUGGUCAGCCCGUGGAGCAGGAGUUGGCCACUAAGAUGCUGCAGAUCCAGCACAAGAGGUUCUACUUGGAUGUGAAACAGAACAGAAGGGGGCGUUUCAUUAAAGUGGCUGAGGUCGGCGCCGCCGGAAGGAAAAGUCGAUUACUGUUAGCGAUGUCUACGGCCGCAGAAUUUAGAGACCAUUUAACCGCUUUUAGUGAAUUAUACGCCUCUUUGGAAGAAAAGGGUCCGCCCAAUCCAGACAACCUUCCAGAAGAUGGAAAACUCAAGUCUGAAGUGAUGGUCAAAGAUAACCGAAGAUAUUAUUUGGACCUCAAAGAGAACAAUAGGGGAAGAUUUCUUCGCGUUAGUACUCCUCUGUCACGUGUGUCGCAAACCAUCUCAAGAGGAGGUCCGCGAUCGCAGAUUGCGAUACCCGCGCAGGGGAUGAUUGAGUUCAGGGAUGCGUUGACGGACUUAUUAGAAGAAUUUGGAACCGAUGAUGGAGGUCGGGACGAAACUACCGGUUCAAGCUUCAAAGGAGAGCUACCGGAAGGCAGACACAUGAGAGUCGAGAACAAGAAGUUCUUCUUCGACAUCGGACAGAACAACUUAGGCAUAUAUAUGCGCAUCUCUGAGGUGAAGAGUAACUUCCGGUCGUCGAUAACCAUUCCAGAGAAGUCUUGGUCUAAGUUUAGAGACGUGUUCUCCGACUACGUCGACAAAAUGUCUGAAGUGAUUGACAAACCUUCGGGUGCGACGAAUAGUGGUUCGCAAAGUGGUGGCGACACGUCGGCUGCCACUCAGUCCAAUACCGGAGCCGGUGGUGGGGGAGUUAUUAAGAAUGAUAAGAAAUACCGGUUAUUAUUACAUAAGAUGACAAAAAAAUCGGUCGCAAUGUUUGUGAUGAGGAAAGACAGUGAUCUCUAG
Oppiella nova is the source of this 981-nucleotide messenger RNA. NCBI's taxonomy places the organism in Eukaryota, Metazoa, Arthropoda, Arachnida, Sarcoptiformes, Oppiidae. The record is from the annotation of a GenBank genome assembly.